Messenger RNA from Diabrotica virgifera virgifera (western corn rootworm), 1660 nucleotides. RefSeq lists its product as uncharacterized. Bases 467 to 1453 code for a protein of 328 amino acids. The transcript has 4 exons. NCBI's taxonomy places the organism in Eukaryota, Metazoa, Arthropoda, Insecta, Coleoptera, Chrysomelidae. The record is from RefSeq and is a predicted model, not a curated record.
AGUUGGCUACAGAUAUAAGGAUAUGAAGGCAUGACAGUGUUGCCAUGUGUUUUUACAAUAAAUCGGAAAAGAGCAUGUGAUAUAUUUUUAAAUUUAUUUAUUAACAUGGAAAACAUUAACUAGAGAGUUAUCAAGUAACUUUAGGAGAAUACGGUAACGUUAUUUUAGCAAUGGAGCAUGCGCAGUAUGAAUAUUGAAUAACGGAAAUGAUUUUAACGUUAGCGGGCUCCGUUACGGUAGGUCGAAUAGCGGGCUUGAAAUACGGUAACGUUAGCAGCGAAUCGCACCAAUUCGGUAAGACUCGGACACACUGGGACAUAUGACAUUUCUGUACGUAACAGGUGUCAGGUGUUUUGUCUUUGUUUUCUUGGCUUGAUUUUAGUUGACCAUCUGUUUGACAUUUGGAGUUUGUGUAAAUUUGGAAGAAAACAUUAUAUUUUAAAAUUUUUUAUUUCAUAUAAUAAAUAUGAACACAGAUUUAUUGAAAAAGGCGAAAAGGCUGCGCUUUACAAGCGAGGAUGACCUUUUGUUGAUUAGACAAGUGCGAGGAGUCAACCCAUAUUUUAACCAUGAAAGAUGGGGAGACAUCCAAGAGUCUGUCUGUGAACAAACAGGAAAAAGAUUUUCUAUUAGAUGCAUCAAAGAACACGUAGAAAAUUUAAUUAACUCCUGGAUUAAAAAAGAAAGAAUAGACAAGGCAAAAUCUGGCAUAGAGGAAAUCCAAACAGAAAUGGACUUUCUCUUGCAAGAAGUAGCAGACCUGAUGAAAGAGGCGAAACUAAAAAAAGAAACAAAAGGGAAAAAAAGAUCUAGUUUUCAAGUUGCUAAAGAAGUCAGGGAUAUGUGGGCUGCGACUUCAUUAAAUACAGCAAUAGAAUUAGAAUACCCAAAUGAUCAGGAUUCUCAUACUUUACCUAGUGAUCAUGAUGCUACUGAAAUGGUGUUAAUUGAAAUAGAAGAAGGCAAUGCAGCUUAUGAGCAGCAAUCUUUGGAUGCUUCCUCUGCUAUAACUGAUGGAAGUCUAUUAAAUCAGGGAGAGGAAAAUAAUGAUCAUCCAGUAAGAACCCCUCAAAAGAGGAAAAUUGAUGGAAUUCCUCACAAAAGCAGAACUACCUCCACACCAGUACACAGCAGAGUAUUAGGUCCCAGGCAACAGAAACAGCAUAAAAAGAACCCCAAAGUUGAAGCAGCUCUAAGUUACUUAGAGGAUAAGGCUAAAAAAAACGAUGAAUGGAAAGAAAGGGAAUUGGCUUUAGAGGAAUCAAAAGUUGAAGUAGAAAGAAUAAAAUUGAAUUUAGCAGAGAGAGAAAUAACACUGAAAGAAAAACAGUGGGCACAGUGCGAAAAAAGGUUUGAAAUGGAGAUGACAGAACGGAAACAAUUUUUGCACCUAGUUGAAAAUCAACAAAAGUUGUUUUCAAUUAUAUUAGAUCGGGAAAAUGCCUCCAAAUAAGUUGUAUAUAAGUCUUAGUUAGGUUUAAAAGUUUUUAAUUCAUUUUAGUUAAAUUAUGUUUUUAGUAUAUUAGUUUAAUUAUAUUUAUAGUAGAUUAGUUUAGAAAUAAUUUUAAGUAAAUAAAUAAGUCUUAGUUAGGUUUAAAAGUUUUUAAUUCAUUUUAGUUACUAUAUUUUUAGUAGAUUAGUUUAAAAAUAAUUUUAGGUA